GCCGACCCCCUUCCCCACUUCGUCCUCGCGGCCCGUCCUCGCACCCCGCCGCUCCGCACGCACCGUGCACGCACAGCAGGCGCCGCACUGCCUCCCACAGCACGGGCUGCUCCGCUCAGAGGCACCUCUGCCCGCUGCGCGGCGCGCCUGCCAUCCGGCCCGCACACGCGCAGCCCCUCGCGGCCCCGGCGCUCUCGUGCGGCCUUGCCUCGGCGUCGCCUCGUCGCCUCGUUGCUGUGCCGCAGCAACUCCACCGGACUGGCCUCGCACCCUCUGCGCCUCCACACGGCGCUGCUCUGCGUGCACACCCGCGCGCAGCACACCCCUCUCUCUCCGCUCGCUCGCCUCAUCGACUGAGCACCACCACAGCCUCGUCGCUCUCACCUCUCGGCGUCUCGUCCGCCCCUGCCGCAGCGUCGGUCGGCGCAGACAUUCGCCGGAGCAGCUGUGCCUCUGCACCUGCGUGCUGCGCCCAGCACCAUGUCGCCGGCCGUCAAGGAGACUGAGCCUCAGAGCAGCCUGCCGGGACGCGCUGCGGGGGCAGAGACACCUCAGGCCGGGCCCAGCGGCAGCAGCGGCUUCUCUACUGCCUCGCACACGCGCCCUGCAGGCAUUGCACGAGCCGCCAGCAGCCAGGCAGCCAUCCUUGCCGGCACGGCAGACCUGAGUCUGGGCGCCGCAGGCAGCGCAGCCAUGUCGCAGACGCUCAGUGCCGGCGCCGAGCCGCUCUCUGCCGCCGGCGAGGACACGAUUGCGCCGCUUGCGCGCUCCGAGCGCCGCAUGGACGAGCGUAUCAUGUCGCGUGCCGUCGAUCCUAGCCGAUGGAACUGGGAGGCGGAGCGUGCGCGCAUGGAGCAGUCUGCCGACAGCAGUGGUGGCGGCUCUGCAUCUGGCCUGCCAGGGCCGCCGCGGCCACCGCCAUCACGCCAGGCCAGCAUGACGCCAGAUGCAUUUGGCAACUUUCCCGAGCCGACGGGCGCUGCUCGCAGAGCGGCCGCCUCCAGCUCGCAGCGGGCUGGUACAUCUGCGCUCUCGAGCAGCCCGUCCGGUACUGCGACGGCCCCGCCGCCGACCCGACCGCAGCCGCCGCGGAUCGACACGACGUCUCCGCCGCCGCCACGCUCGUCUGCGGCAGGCGCGAGCAUGCAGCACAUGGGCACGUCUUCGCCGCUCAGCAGCAGUGCUGACGUGCUGCCCGUGUCGAGCCCUGUGCCGUCCAGCUCGACGCAGGCCCCGCAGCAGCAGGCUGGGCGGCGCGAGAGCGCGUCCAAGGAGCGCAGCGGCAGUGGGCCGCUGGCCAAGAAGGACCAGAGCUGCGAUGCGUGCAAGAAGCCCAUGACGGGGCAGUUUGUGCGGGCGCUGGGUGUCGUCUACCAUCUGGACUGCUUCAGGUGUCGGGACUGCAACAAGGUCGUGGCUGCCAAGUUCUUCCCGGCCACCGACGACAUGGGCCAGUCCUCUCCGGCCGGCAGCAGCAACAGCGGCUCGAACCACAAUGCGCUCGAGCGCAAGACGAGCCCCACGACGGGCGCAAGCAAGCUCUUCCCGCUGUGCGAGACGGACUACUUCCGCCGCCUCGACCUCAUCUGCGCAAAUUGCAGCGGCGCACUCCGUGGCAGCUACAUCACUGCCUUAGGCAAGAAGUUCCACGUGGAGCACUUCACCUGCUCCAUCUGCCCCACCGUCUUUGGGCCGCAGGACUCGUACUAUGAGCACGACGGGCGUGUCUUCUGCCACUUCCACUACUCGACGCGCUUCGCCAUCCGCUGCACUGGCUGCCGCACCGCCAUCCUGAAGCAGUUCGUCGAGAUCAACCGGAACAACCAGGACGAGCACUGGCACCCUGAGUGCUACAUGAUUCACAAGUUCUGGAACAUCAAGCUCUGCCCUACCGGCUCCACGCCGAAGGACUCGGCCAGCAUCGCAGCGGAGCCCACGAUGCUGCCGGGCGUGCCUGAGCCCACCAACACGGGCGUGGCGCCGGCGACGUCUGCCCCUGCUUCGUCUGAGCCGACGACGGAGGCGCUCGAGACUGAGGCCAACGAGACGCCGUCAAGUCUCAAGCACAAGCAGCGCGUGAUGGAGGAGCAGGUGUACCGCAUCUGGACGGUGCUGAGCGCCUUCGAGGAGAGCUCGGCGGCGUGCAUCAGCGACAUGCUGCGGCACGUCAGCAGCGGACGCUACCUGGGCGGCGUGCGCAUGGCCGAGCGCUUCAUCCUGCACGUCGAGAUUCUCUUCUCUGCGAUCGACGACCUGGAGAAGGAGGCGCGCAAGGAGGGCGCAAAGGGCAUCUCGCACAUCCGCGAGGCGCGCAUGCUGUGCAAGAAGAUUGUCAACUUCUUCUCGCUGCUCUCGCACACGCAGGAGACGGGCGCACAGCGCAUGGGCAUCACGCAGGAGCUGCUCUCGCUCGUCACGGGCCUGGCGCACUACCUCAAGAUCCUCAUCCGCAUUGCGCUCACUGGCGCGCUCAAGCUCGACCGCGAGUACGAGAACCGCGCCGCCAUCUCAUGGUUCCUCAACCAGCUGGCGUUCCUGGCGCGCGAGGGCAACAGCGGCUCGACGGAAAAUGGCGCGUCGGACGACGGCAAGUCGCCCACGAGUGCGCCCUCUUCGGCCACCCAUCACGACAACGGGCAGCACGGCUCGUCCGACUCGCGCACGUACGGCUACCGCAGCCUGCCGCGCAGCACCAGCCCGCUGGCGUCCGAGGGCGGCGAGAGCGCGACGGACCUCUGCGUCGCGUGCUCGCAGACGGUCGAGGAGGAGUGCGUGCGGAUGGGCAUCUACCUGCGCUGGCACUCCAGCUGCCUGCGGUGUACGACAUGCCGGCGGCCCACGCAGCGCGACCCAAGCUCAUCGCGGACCAAAGCGCCGGAGCCGGAGCCAUCGCCAGAUGUGCCGCCAGCGCUGCCUGCGUCGCAGUUCACGCUGGAGACCACGCGACGCGCGCCGACCGAUGCCAACGGCAGCGCAUCUGGAGCAGGGCGAGCAGGCGCCUUGGUGCGCAGCCCGUAUUGCCCUGACUGCCAGACGCCGAACUCGCGGCCAGGCUUCGAGAGCGUCAGCCGGCUGGAGCAGUACGCGUUCCUGCUUCGCGUGGCGCUCAAUCGCCUCUACGCACUGCUGAAGAAGCGCGGCGUCGUGCCGCCUUCGCCGCCGAGCUCGCAGCACGCCGACCUGCCGCCAGAGACGGCAGCCGAGCAGGCGGCAGACCUGUACAAGGACACUGACAUCAAGCGCGUCACGUCUGUCAACCUGGAUCGCAAGCUCUCGACCAAGGCGCGUGUGCCUCACAUCUCAACUGUCGUCGGCAGCCCAUCCGGUCAGCAGACGCAGGGUGGAUCGAUACAGCAGCGCGCUUCGCCUACCGAGAUGGGCCAGCAAGAUCCGCGGCGGUCGCCGCGACCUCCGCGCAGCCCAUCACCCGGACAGUGGGAGACUGGCCGGCCAGCCGGUGCGCCGUCUCAGCAGCAGUCGUCGUACCAGAGCCAGCAGCAGCAGCAGCAGUGGCAGGCGAGCCAGAGCGGGCGGGCGUCGCCGAACAAGCAGGCCGGCAGUGCGUCGCGCGACGUGUCGCCCAACCGGCACGGCGCCAAGCCUGCGCCGCCGCAACACUACCCGCCGCCGAUCCCGGCGCAGCAGCAACAGCAGCAGUCGCACCAGCAGCUCUCGCAGCAGCUGUCUCAGCAGCAUGCACCAGGCUCGAUCGUGCCAAUACGGCCAGCCUUUGCGCGGCACAACACCGACGUGCGCAUCCGCGACGACGGGCCGAUGCGGCAGCCGUCGGGCGACGACAUCACCGCCGCGUCGCUCGAUGCCGUCACGCUUGCCGACAUUCCGCAGCUGCUGGAGGCGGAGCAGGCGCGCGAGCAGCACCGCUCGCUGCCGUCCGAGGGCGGGCGCAGCCUGUCGGAGCUCUCGGCGCUGGAGCUCUUCAUCGUCAAGCACAUGGCCGUCAUGAUGAUCCAGCAGAGCGCGCUGCGCGAUCUCGUGAACCUCGACGACCUCGUCGACUUCAUCGAGAUGCGCAAGAACACGUUCUGGGGCAAGCUGUUCAAGGGCGGCAAGGACGACAAGAAGAUCAAGAAGAAGGGCGUCUUUGGCAUCCCGCUCGACGUGCUCGUCGAGCGCAACGGCGCAGACUCGACGCUGGGCGCGACUGCGACACAGCUGCGCGUGCCGUCGUUUGUGGACGACAUCGUCUCGGCGAUGCGCCAGAUGGACAUGUCGAUCGAGGGCAUCUUCCGCAAGAACGGCAACAUCCGCCGCCUCGCCACGAGUGCCGAGGCGCUGGACCGCGACAGCUCGACGGUGAACCUGUCGGACGACAACCCCGUGCAGCUGGCCGCGCUGCUCAAGAAGUUCCUGCGCGAGCUGCCGGAUCCGCUGCUCACCUUCAAGCUGCACCGCAUGUUUGUCAUGGCGCAGAAGAUCGAGCCGGAGACGGAGCGGCGGCGCAUCCUCCACCUCGUUACCGUGCUGCUGCCCAAGGCGCAUCGCGACACGAUGGAGGUGCUCUUCGUGUUCCUCAAGUGGGUCGCGUCCUUCUCGCACAUCGACGAGGAGACGGGCAGCAAGAUGGACCUGCAGAACCUGGCCACCGUGCUCGGGCCCAACAUCCUCUACUCCAAGGGCACGGACCCGGCCAAGGACGAGACGUUCCUGGCGAACCGCGCCGUGCUGAACCUGCUCGAGCAUCAGGACGACUUCUGGAAGGUGCCCAUCGAGCUCGAGGCCGUGCUGCAGGACCGCGAGCUGCUCAGCGGCUCCGCCGAGCUCACGUCGCGCGACAUCAUCAAGCGCUGCGAGAAGCACGCCAAGCGUGCGCGCGCCGGCACGGGCCCGUCGAUGCAGAUGGGCCCGGGCAGCCAAGGUCGCGGCGCCAUGCCCGGCGGCGGCCAGCAACAGCAGCGCUGGGUCGACGGCGCGAACCGGCACCAGCCAGACCUGCACGCGCCGGCGACGAUGCGCCAGGUCGGCAGCGACCAGGCGAUGAACUACUCGCGCUCGCAGGGCAACGCCGGCAGCGGCGCGCCGAUGGGCCACAUGGGCUCGAGCCACAGCUUCCCGCGCAGUCCCGUCAGCGAGGACCCGCGCGGCACGCCGUGGGGCUCCAACUUCAGCGGCGGGCAGCAGCCGCAGCACUACCAUCAGCCGCAGCACCCGCAGCACGCUCCGCCGCCGCACCACCAGCAGCAGCCGCAGCACGGCUACGGCGCCUCGCCGUACGGCAGUCCGACGCAGCCGCCGCGUGACCAGCAGCCGCCGCAGCAGGGUGCGCCGUACAACUCGUCCUUUGGGCGUGUGCCCGGCGAGCAGACGCCGCAGCGCAGCGGCACGCCGCAGGGCCAGUUCUACACCUACGACAACGACCGGCCCACCUCGCGCUCGCAGCAGGCGCUCGAGCAGCGUUCCAGCUGAGCGCCUCUCACUAAUUCCUCCCCACUCUCCCACUCUCCCUCUCUCUCCUCGGACCUGCCGUGCCUUCCUCUCACCUGUCUCGCCACACCCGGAUCAUCCACCGCCCUCCGCCGGCGUGCCUGCGUGCCCUCCCACUCUGCUCCAGCACCCCUCUCCUUCCCCACCCCGCCGUCACCGAGUGCCGCGUCUGCCUCUUCUUGCCACCUCGCAAUCCAUCUGCCGCGCGCGACUCUAUUUCGC
Molecule: messenger RNA, 5664 nt
Organism: Tilletiopsis washingtonensis
Lineage: Eukaryota; Fungi; Basidiomycota; Exobasidiomycetes; Entylomatales
Exons: 6
Coding region: 481-5424 (1647 amino acids)
Biological process (GO): signal transduction; actin cytoskeleton organization
Cellular component (GO): cytoplasm
Source: RefSeq, a predicted model, not a curated record